CUCAUUUUUAGAGGGCACACACACAUAAAGUGAUCCUCCCACAUCCACACUCACAGCUGUUGAUACUUCUCUCUCUGGUGAACGGCUAGGAGCCCUGCAGGAAGCUGAGGGAGAAAGCAGCUCUGCAGUUUGCUCGUGGCGCCACCAGAGAGCAUCUACAUGGAGGAUCUCGAUUGACUGACUUCACUGAUUUGUUUUUACAAUUACUUCCUGGUUUUCCCUUGGUUCAUAUCCCGCUUUUUCUCUCACAGAAUCUCUGUUGUUCUUACUCCGAAUCUGUGGGAGUUUAUGGCAGAUUCCUCAACGCAAGUUAGAGAGGAAAAAGAGACAUGUGCUUUUUUUGUGUGUUUUGCCACCUACCACGCCAAACGAUUCUCUUUAAUUCACUGAUCAAGGAGGAAGUAACAGGUGUAAUUCAGACCGGCAGCCAUUCGGUGAAGAAGUGAGGCCAAACAGUAAUGAGUGUGGACAGCCACCAGGGAGUUGUGACCACCCCUCCCCCACCCAGUGGUGGGACUAGAGAGCGCUACUUUGAUCGAGUCAAUGUCAACGAUCCGGAGUACCUCAGAGCCAGGAACAUGUCGGCCGACCUCCGGCAGGACUUCAACAUUCUGGAACAGAAGAAACGGGUCACGCAGAUAUUACAAAGCCCUGCCUUCAAGGAAGAGUUGGAGACUCUGAUCCUAGAUCAGCAGCGCAAAGGGAACAACCCCACCGGACUCUUGGCCCUCAGACAGAUUGCUGACUUCUUCAUGGCGAGUUCAAUGGCUGGUUACAACACUUCCCCACUUAGUUUGGGGAUGGUCACGCCCAUUAAUGACUUGUACAACGUUGAAACAAGCACCAUGGUGAAAGGAGAGAAGCUUACACGUUGUAAACUGGCCAGCCUCUACAGACUGGUGGACCUGUUUAACUGGGCCCACUUUGCCAGCUCCUAUAUCACUGGCCGAGUCAGCAAAGAGCAAGAUCACAUCCUUAUCAUGCCCAGAGGACUUUCAUUUGCUGAGGCAUCUGCAUCAAACCUGAUGAAGGUCAACAUCAUCGGUGAGGCGAUCGAGCAGGGCUCCACCAACCUGAGCAUCGACUUAGGUGGUUUCAGCCCCCACGCCGCCAUAUACUCCAUGCGUCCAGACACCCGCUGUGUUAUACAUGUCCAUACUCCUGCCAUGGCUGCCGUGUCAACUAUGAAGUGUGGCAUCCUUCCCAUUUCUCAAGAGGCACUCAUCUUGGGUGACAUCGCCUACUUCAACUACCAGGGCAGCCUGGACGAGCCAGCGGAGCGCAGAGAGCUGCAGAAAGCACUGGGGCCUACAGCCAAGGUUCUGGUGCUGCGGAAUCAUGGCGUGGUUGCUCUGGGUGAAACUAUCGAAGAGGCCUUUCACUUCAUCUACAAUACGCAAUAUGCCUGUGAAAUCCAGGUGAACGCCAUCUCCUGUGCUGGCAGCAUAGACAACCUGAUUGUGCUCGACCAAGAGAAAUACAAAUCACGAGUGCACGACGUGUCCUCAACAUGUUCCAUCCAAAUGAACUGUCUGCACAAGCCAAAAGUCGGCGAGCUAGAGUUUGAGGCUCUGAUGAGGAUGCUGGACAACCUGGGCUACAGGACAGGUUAUGCCUAUCGCUAUCCCAUCAUGCGUGAGAAGCCGAGGCACAAGAGCGACGUGGAGAUCCCCGCCACCGUCACUGCGUUCAUGUUCGAAGAUGACGUGGACACCACGCGCUUUCCCUUCAAGUUUCUGCAGCAGCGGCAGCAGCGGGAGAAGACGCGCUGGCUCAACUCGCCCAAUAGCUACACCAAGGUCAACGUGGAGGGCGGAGACGAGCGUUACAACCACAACAGGACAACCACGUGGAUGAAAGCAGAGGAGACUGGAACGCCGAUCCGAAUUGAGGACCCCAAUCAGUUUGUCCCACUCAACACAGACCCCAAGGAGGUGCUGCAGAAGAGGAACAAAAUUAGAGAGCAGAAUCGGUGUGACGUGAUGACAUCAGGACCGCGCUCUCAGCACCUGGCUGGCAUCCCAAUUGAUCAACCACGGCGGGCGCAAGUGCAGAUACACAUUCUGCCAUACGUGCCCACAGAGGAGGAGCAGAUGGCCCCCCUGCCUCCAAACCCUUUCAGGGAGCUGUCAGAGAAAGACUUGCAGGAGUAUCGCAAAAAUGUGGAAAUGAGGCAACUGGGUCUCGAUGGCGAGCACGAGCUAACCUCAGAUGACGGCUCCACACUCUCUCACUCUCUGUCUCUCACCCAGUCACCACAAGGCACUCCAGCUAAAGUCAACCACUCGGGCCUGAUGAACGGCAAGGACAACCACUGCGACGUGGACGACGAGCUGUGCAAGCGGGUCAGCCGGCUGGACACCAGCGUGGAGAUCACGGUGCGCUCGGGCGACAAGAUUGAGGAGGUCUUGUCCCAGGAGAGCUCGCCCUCCAAGUCGCCCAACGCCAAGAAGAAGAAGAAGUUCCGCACGCCGUCCUUCCUCAAGAAGAACAAAAAGAAAGAGAAGACAGAGGCCUAAGGGGCGCCAAGAUGAUAGAAAGGGGAGAAGUUUUGUCUUUUAUGUUCUCUUUGUUUUCCUUAUUUUUUGUUUAUAAUCCUUUUCAGAGUUUUAUAUUCAAAAGAAAUUAUUUGGAUGGAAAAAAAAAGGAUUGAUAUGUAACAAAAAAAAAAAAAAAAAGCUUCCUAGGCAGGUGAACAGGUGGAAUUAUUGUGGUAAGGCUUUUUCAAGUGGAUCACGUAUGCAGUACUCCCAAGUUGGCUCAUCGAUUCUCCUGUGCUGAAAUUAGAACUUUUAAAAGUACCAUGCAUUGUUUCGUGUUUUAAAAAAUGGAAUAAUCAAGUUGAGAGUGCAAAACUGCACAUUUAAAAAGAAGAAGAAGAAGAAGCAGCAAUCUCAUCUGGUGGUCCUCUGCCUGUGCAUUGAGUCUAUAAUGACUGAGUGGCUGCACGACAGAUGACGUCACACUGGACAGCUGCUCUCCCUCGGUGGCCACAGGGUACGUGUCCGUUUGUUUACUGCUCUUCUUGUUCUUGCGCUUCUACAGCACCAACAUACAAGUAUGUUUACUCACCAAACUGGAGUCUGCACCAUUUAGCAUUAACAUCUCAAAAGAGCCACCAAGACACUGUAUAUUUAUGUAGCAUUUUCCUACUUACUUUUUGGACAAACCGGAAUUUUUAGUGUAGUUAAAGUCAUCGCAUGAAAUUUGACCUUUUUUUAUUGAACGUGCUUUUACUCAACUUCCUUUUAUAUUAAUUUCUCAGCUUUUUCCAGGCACCUGUUUUGUCUUUUGCCAGGAGGAGAAGUGAUUGCUCACGCUAUAUUCUGGAGUAGAGUGCAUAAAUAUAACACAGAUAUAUAUGACAACUGGAUAUGUUGGCUAUAGAUUUGUAACUAUAUAUUUUUUUAUUUCAUUGUGCUGCACGUUCCUUCUACUGCAGUGUGGGAUGGUUUCACCAGUGAAGGAGACUGUGAAGUCGUAUUUGGUCAAAAUUGAGCAAGUAGCAGAGCAAAGAUGUGGACGAUUGAGCCGAGUGAAGACCCAGAAAAAAGGCUUUUCAUGUGCAAAGUGAUGUGUGCACUCAGCAAAAAAUAAGUUCAAAAACAGGAUGUGUAGUGCUGAUACGUCUAAUUUCUGCAGUUGCCAGCUGAUUUGAGAAUAACAGGAGUAUUAGGGCCAUACGGGGUUGGGGGGGGGGGGGGGGGGGGGGGGGAGGGGGGGUAAUAUUACCAGAUACAAAGUUGUAAUUUUAGAAAAAGACAGUGGCCAUAUUUCCACGCAAGUGUAAAUGAAACAGUCAUUCUCUUGGCAUCUGUCAUUAAUCAAUCAUUACAAGUUGUAUAAUAUAUCAGUUUAUAGAAAAAAAUAUUUUUUUCACCUGCACUGAAGAAAGUACUUAUUUUUCACAUGUAUCGCCUGCACAUGAUUAAAAUGUGGAACUGAUGUAAUUUUCCACUCAUCUCGUAAAUUAUAGAAUAAUAUACAUGUAUGUUAGUUUAACACCUUUUAAUCAUGUGCAACCGAUGUACAUGUUGGAAUAGAGUCAAUUCAAAGGACGUUUUUUUCACUUUUAAUCUCAUAAAAUUUACUUUUUCUUGGAAUAGCUUAAUAUUGUAAAUUGUUUUCCCUGGUAAAAUUACUAUUCUCGUAGUACGACUGUAUUCUUGUAAAAUUAAAACAAUUGCAAUACUUGUAAAGUCAACUCCUAGUAUUUCAACUUUAUUCUGUUCAAAUAUUGCAACUAUAUUCAUGUAAAACUAAAAACUAUUGUAAAAUUCCAACUUGAUUCUUGUAACAUUUCAACCCAUCCAUUUUCUGUACCGCUUGUCCUCACUUGGCAGAUUUAUAUAUAAUACGGUAAAUUUUCACUGCUCAUGACUUGCCACCAUAUGAUUUUUUAUCUGUUGUGAGCAUGUCCGUUGUGCAGCAACAGAUUUAGUCUUAGAAAGUUGACAGCAGAUUUAUUUCUUGUUUAGUGUGGCCCUAAUACUCCAGCCUCAUGAACGAAGUAUGGCGAAGGCAUGACUUUUGUAUAGUGUUGAUAUGUUUGUGUGUGUGUGUGUGAUAUAAAGCCAUAUUGUGUUGUUUUUAGACAAUGGGUUGUGAUCCAAAGUGUGGCUUCAAUGACCCUGACAGGACCUCUUGUUUAAUCCCCCUAAUGACUGCAUGGCCCUUGCUCUCAGGCUCAAUACGAGCACUCGGCUUCACUCCUUCAAACGCAGCUUUUCAGGUGCACAUUCGAUCCCUCUGUAAGCCCUGUAACUCCCCUCGUGCAACCUUUUUGGCAAAUGUAAUAUUUGUCAGAUGACCUGUCGUUGACCUGUUCUCCUCGCACCCACUCCCUGGCUGGAUGCACCGUGUACCAGUACCAGAACCAGCAGAGUAAACUAGUGGAUUUGGAGGGCGGGCUCCGUCUUUAGUUGUGUCCAGUACUUUGUUUUGGCCAGCAGCUGGCCGGAGUGCAUGCAAGUGAAAGAUGGAGAAGGGAGGAAGUGUACACAAGCUAACACCGGCAUGCAUCAACACUCUUUCAUUGCAUCCCUCACAUUUGACAUCCUCCAUUUUUUUGGCUUCAUUUUUAUUUUAUUUUUUUGUUUUGUUUGCUCAUUAAGCAUUUUAUGAGCACAAAUUGCUCCCAGAUUAACUGAAUGUGCAUUGUUUCAUUUGGACUUUGAUUUCUUUGCACUUGCGCUACUAAUGCCUCCUAAUCCACAUUCUAUGUUAAAAUUGCAAAAAAGUUUGCUCUGGCCUGCCACAAUGAGCCAAGCGACUUUGUGACCUGUGAACACUCCCUUAUAUAAAUGCUAAUCUCAUGGAGUUGCUUUUAGAAGUACUGCUAAUCAGUGUACAUUCACAAAUAAACUGUAUUUUACCUAAAUGAAAGCUCAUUGUCAUCUUUUUCUGCAUCCACCUCAAACUUGAAAGUAUUGUUUGUCGUUGUGCAUAAUCCAUACACAAUCAUCUUCUUUUGCACCAGUUGUAAAGGGCGCAGUUCAGUUAAGGACUCAUCCAUUGUUGCAUCCAUUAUGCUUGGUGACUGCAUUGUCGGGCUACAAAUUGGACGAUGUCUAUUGUGAACUGGAAAUAACUGGUUCCUUUUAUUUGUCUUUGAUGGGAAUGCAUAUACCUGUACACGUGUGGAAUGUUCAAUCACAUUUACGACAGUGGUUGAGUCCGACUAAUAGCAAACAAUGGGACAAUGACAAUAAGUGGCACAGGAAAUGUGGACGUUCUUGACAGGAAUACCAAAGCCGUGACAAUAUCGUGAGAGACAUGCACAACCUUCUUUGCCCUCCAAAUCGAAUAACUGCACUGCCACUUCGCACCAUUUCAUUAGUGUUAGGGUCAAUAUCACUACGACAUGCUGUCGGUGUCCAUAGAAUCACUCAGUUGUCUUGAAAAUGUUGCAGAAUAAUGAAGCCAUGUCUUACUAUGAGUGGCCAAACAUAUGCACACAUACCAGUACAAUAAUGAGUCUCUUAAAAUGUGUUUCCUUGAUUUUAUGCCUUUUUUUUUUUUUCAUUGUAUGUACUGGUAUGUGAUUUUGGCAUGUACCACGCACUGCUCUGCUAACUACAGUGUGUAUAAAAGUGGUUAAAUGAUAUUACAAUAAAAAAUUUUUUUUACAUGG
Phyllopteryx taeniolatus (common seadragon) is the source of this 6133-nucleotide messenger RNA. It is a transcript of the gene add3a, whose product is annotated as adducin 3 (gamma) a. Gene Ontology annotation, biological process: barbed-end actin filament capping. NCBI's taxonomy places the organism in Eukaryota, Metazoa, Chordata, Actinopteri, Syngnathiformes, Syngnathidae. The record is from RefSeq and is a predicted model, not a curated record. Gene Ontology annotation, cellular component: plasma membrane; postsynaptic density; cytoskeleton. Bases 459 to 2519 code for a protein of 686 amino acids. Gene Ontology annotation, molecular function: actin filament binding. The transcript is spliced from 16 exons.